UCCGGCUUGAUUUUCCCUAAUUGGCAAUUACUAGAAGAUGAAAGACGAUAUGCGGAAGGCGAUGAGAUCAUGAAUGGGUUUUACCAGACGUGCAAAAAGCGACCGGAUAUGUAUUAAUUAGGUCACAAGGUGAGGAUCAGUUGAAGACGAUGAAUCAGUGUGGCAGUGUUGCGACAAUGGUUACAGUUUUCAGGCCUUCGCUGAGGCCUAAGUGCUUGGCUUCCGGCAUUAACACAGAGGAGCUUCGUGCUCAACUUGACAAACUGCAUGCUGAAGCAGACACCGCGCGAGCCAAAGCAAACAGUGCCAGAUUAAGACUGCUGAGGUUGUCAGAGACUGCGGAGAAUCUUCGACGGCAAGCGGUUACUAGUAUCCAGACUGGGAAGGAAAAUGAUGCAAGGGCACUGCUUUUUCAAAAGAAGAAGGUUAUGCAGGCCCUGGAGAAGUCCAAAACUCGCAUUGAAUUGCUGGAUGAGCUUUCUGCUAAGCUUAAUGAGGCAAUAUCGCUCAAGGAAACUCAGCUUAUUGGUACUAUUGCUUUGGAUCUUGAAGUCAAUGGAGAAGAUGAUUCCGUUCCAGUUCGGAUCAUAUCUCCGAAGCAUGAAUUUCCUGAAGAUAACGAGACUAAGAAUGUCUGCAAACUCAAUGACAAUAAAAAACUGUAUCUCACUGCAAACAGUCAAGCAGACCUUUACAUUAAUGAAGGAUUGGAGAAUGUUCAAAGAUCUCUUAAUAUGGCUCUUUCUGAUGAAGAUAACAUACACUCUAGCUCAGGAGGAGUCUCCUCGUAUAAGAAAUUCUUGGAACAUUUGGAUCAACAACUUGAAAAAAUUGAAACUGAACUUGACACCAUUUUAAAUGUCUCAACCUUGGUACUGAAUCAUGAUGAGAGGCCAAAAAAUUUGAAGGUGCAACAAACAGUGGAGCUUCUUGAGAGCAUCCGUGAUGUCAGACAGAGAAUUGCUGUUAUCAUACAGGAAGAGGUGAAGAUCAGUUAAAUAUUCACUUUUCUGAUGUUCGAUGGUCUGCUUGUUGGUGAGAAAUUGAUUUGUUUCAAUAUCAAUAUUGCUUUUUUUUUCUUUUUCUAAUGUCCAUAUUGCUUAGUUACUACUGGUAGUUCUUACCUGACCUGCAAUUGAACUUUGUGAGUACCUAACCAAUAGCAACGUAUUAUGCAAACAAAAUAUCAUGAUUAACCUUCA
Messenger RNA from Carica papaya (papaya), 1202 nucleotides. RefSeq names its product forkhead-associated domain protein. NCBI's taxonomy places the organism in Eukaryota, Viridiplantae, Streptophyta, Magnoliopsida, Brassicales, Caricaceae. The record is from RefSeq and is a predicted model, not a curated record.